Molecule: messenger RNA, 1047 nt
Organism: Crotalus tigris (Tiger rattlesnake)
Lineage: Eukaryota; Metazoa; Chordata; Lepidosauria; Squamata; Viperidae
Product: zinc finger protein 664-like
Exons: 1
Biological process (GO): regulation of transcription by RNA polymerase II
Molecular function (GO): RNA polymerase II cis-regulatory region sequence-specific DNA binding; DNA-binding transcription factor activity, RNA polymerase II-specific
Source: RefSeq, a predicted model, not a curated record
GAAGAGAAAACCUAUAAAUGCAUGGAAUGUGGAAAAAGCUUCAAUUGGAGGAAAAGGUUUUAUACACAUCAAAGAAUCCACACUGGAGAAAAGCCAUAUAAAUGCCUUGAAUGUGGGAAAAGCUUCAGUGUGAGGGGAAACCUCUACAAACAUCAAAGAAUUCACACUGGAGAAAAACCCUAAAAGUGCCUGGAGUUUGGAAAGAGCUUCAGUGGGAGGGGAAGUCUUUAUACACAUCAAAGGAUCCACACUGGAGAAAAACCAUAUAAAUGCCUUGAAUGUGGAAAGAGCUUCAGUCAGAGGGGACACCUUUAUACACAUCAAAGAAUUCACAUUGGAGAAAAAACAUAUAAAUGCCUGGAGUGUGGAAAGAGCUUCAGUGGAAAGGGAAGUCUUUCUAAGCAUCAAAGAAUCCACACAUGAGGAAAAACCAUAUAAAUACCUUCAGUGUGGGGAAUUCUUCACAACAAGCACAAAUCUUUACUGUGUGUGAAUACAAUGAGAAAUUCUUCCUGAUCUGAAUUCACCUGGGAGAAAACCCCUAAAAAUUCAUGGUGCGUGGAAAAGGUUCACUCAAAAUAGGUCUCAAUAAAAAUUACAAAUUUACACUCAGCAGAAAGUUUAUAAAUGCACCCAGAGUGUGCUGAAUCCUUCAGAACAAAUGGCAGUGUCAGCUCCCCAUAGAUCCCUAUAGGGACGCUGCCCUUCUGGCGGGAGGGGGGACCCCGGGGGCUUUUCUGUGGUGCAUCCAUUUUACUCUGUUCCUCUUUUCCUUUGAUUAUCUUCCUGGGGAUGGAGGGAUGAGCCUGGGGCCAUCUGUUUUGUCUCAGCUCCCGAGGAUCUCAGCCUCUGAGAAGAACUUCUUACCACCUCCUCAGAUCAGAGUUCUCAUAACACCUUUGCACCUCUGCAUUGGCUCUCUGUAUACUGAGCAGUUGGGAAGGAUUUUGAAAUGUGGGUUUUAAGCUGUUGUUUUCACACGGGAAUUUUAGAUCCUGCCUGCUUUCUCUGCAAUCUAUCUCUCAAUAAAAGUUCCUUUUGAAAUGA